This is a messenger RNA of Notechis scutatus (mainland tiger snake), 1129 nucleotides long. RefSeq names its product shisa family member 4 (gene SHISA4). The record is from RefSeq and is a predicted model, not a curated record. Lineage: Eukaryota; Metazoa; Chordata; Lepidosauria; Squamata; Elapidae.
CGGCGAUGGGGAGCUGGGCCCUGGCGUGGACGGUGCUUUGCAGCCUGGUCGCUGCAACCCUGGUCUCAGCUGAUGAAGACUGCAAGUGGUAUAUAGACAGAAAUGGCUCCUGGCACCGUGGCAUCGACUGCAACUUCCCUUCUUUCUGCUGUGGUGACUGCUACCAUCGCUUCUGCUGCUUUGAUAUCAGGAACCUUCUCACUGAACGGCAGCAAAAGCACUGCAUGGCCUUUGGCCCGAGGACCAUUGCUGGCAUCGCUUCAGCUGUGAUUCUCUUUGUGGCCAUUGUUGCCACCAUUGUCUGCUGCUUCCUGUGCUCCUGCUGCUACUUGUACCAGCGACGGCAUCACAUGCAGACUCCUUAUCAAGGUCAAGAGAUUCCACUUUCUGGUUAUCCUGAUCAGCCACCAGACCCUUAUCCUAUGGAUCCAAAAGCAGGGCCAGCAUUUCAUCCUGGAUAUGCCCCUGUGUUUCCCUACCCACCUACAGUUCCAGCACAGUAUCCUCUAUAUCCACCUGGGCCACCAUACUACAAUCCUUCAGCUCCUCCACCAUACAUCCCACCGCAACCAACACAGCCCAGCACUUGAGAAGAAUCUUGGAGGACUAAUCAAAAGAAGCCUUUCUCUAUGGGCCUGCUAACUCCCUUUUUACAGAACUUGUAGGGGGACUCCAACUGUGCUGAAACCCUAGCCUGUGUCAGUAUUUGCCAGUGUUUUUAAAAAAAUUAGUUUUCUGCAUGGUAGGAAGCAUUGUGACUUUUAAUUCUUUUCUCCACUCAAUCCAGAUACUGAGAGAAUCACCUUGCCCUCCUCACUUACUAUAUGGUUCAAGAAGUAGCUGAUGAUUACAAAUGCAAGUGCCCAAAGCUUGUGCAAGCACCAUACGUGUAAUUUGGCAGAUUUUUCCUCUCUGAAACCAAACUUUUCAGAGGGAGUGGGUAGGCAGAUUGCCUCCAGGGGGUUGCAAAGAUCUAAGUGAAACUCUCUUUCCCUAAACUGCCAGGAGGAUCAAUUUUAGUUCCAUUCUUCAUAACUUCCAGGUGAUUUCCAGGUGUCUUAAGGAAGCCCUGAGGCCUAAGAUGGAUAUACAUAUAGAAAGUCUGAAGAUAUUUGGUGCUGCUAAAGAU